AUCUCGUCUUCUUGUGGCUCGUCCCCGGCAGCAGGAUGUUGAUCUAAACAAGAGUGAGACAUAUAUCCUGCGGAGGCCUAUUUUCACACCGUUAAGCUAAACUACUUUCACUUGUCUCUUUUUACAUAGAAAAACACAGGCAUUAGAAAUUACAGCUUUGUCCGUAAUGGGUCCUGGAUAAAACAGAAUAUUCCAGAAGCACCGUGGACUGCGGGGUUUCGAGUGCGGCCUGCUGUCGCCAAGAAGCUUAAAAACAGCCGGCCGGGGGACGCACAACAAGUCACUGGCUAUUGUGGGCAAAGAAAAUAUUGUGCUCUUUCUACAUUUCUGAUCCCGUUCCCCGUCCCCCCAUCACCCUUCCUGAUUCUGUUCUGGGCGAGUUCAGACCAGUAUUAUCGCCAAGAUAGCUGGGCCAGGGAGGAAGCGGCACACCUCAGAUCCAGACCCCAGCAGCAGCGGCGGCAGCGGUAGCGAUUCCAGCGACGGCCGGCCUCUUAGUGCCAAGUGUCUGAAAAUGUCCUCCAGCGGUGGUGGUUCUGGGACGGUGGGCCGUCGUGGUGGGUCUCAGUAUCAGCAUAGGGGAGUUGGUGGCCAUGGAGCAGAGCUGUCCUCUUCCAGUACCAGUAAGAAGAAGCAGAAGGACAGAGCUAACCAGGAGUCCAGAGAGGCCAAGAGAGCUGCCGCUGCUGCUGUAGGAGUGGAUGGAGUCCUUGCAGAGGUAAAAAAAGAUGUGUUUGUGGACUGGAAACAAAAUGCCAGUGAAGUGAUCAUCAGGCUGCGUUGUGGCGAAGGUGUGCAGAGGAUAGAGGAUGUUACUACAACCUUCACCGAUACUCACUGCCAUGUGCACUUCCCAGGUGAGCGUCAGUGGUCCUGCUACUUACAGGAGGAAAUAGAAGCCUCUUGUAGUAGAGUCCAGUACAAAGAGAAGGGAGGGUUCCUGUUGCUCAUUCUUCACAAAAAGAUUCCUUUUCACAUUUGGCCUUCACUAAAAUCCAACAAGAAGGAGAAAGAGGUUGCACCCGUUGAGACCAAAAAUAUCACUGAACCAGAGACGAGUCCUGUUGCUUUGGCGUCAUCAGAGCAUCUCAAGUCCACCUUGCCAUCUCAACCUCAGGCGUCCUUCUCCCCUGCACACAGUGCAUCACGCUCCAAAGCUGAACGAGGUGUCAAACGGCACCUUAAAAACAAACAGGCGUGUGACAAAACCUCUAUGGACUUUGCAGUGGCACCGACAACAGGAGAAUCUGGGGAUGGCACAUGUUCUUCACCUAAAAACGCCUCGGUUAAGAAAGGCAGCCAGCAGUCUUUAGAACCCAGUGCUAAGUGCGCCACUGCACAUCCUCCUCGGAUCAGCAAGGAGGCCAAGUCUACUACUGACAGGGACACACACUCAGUCCAGACCAGAACCUCAAAUGCACACUCGCCGGCUGUGGAGCACUCUCAAACAACACGCAGAGAUGAAGACAACAGUGAAGAUAGAUUAAGUAGCGAGGGAUGUGCGAGGGAACAGGGAUGUGCUGUUGCUGGUGCCAGCCAUCCCACCAAGACUCAGGUGACAGAGAAACAAGACUCACCAGUCACAUGGGGUCAGUCCAGAACUGGGGAUGCUGAAAAGCAACCAGGAGCACCUCCUGUAAGCACAAGUGACUCCCUCAAAACUUUGGCCUCAAACAACCCUGCGGACCCUCCAGAAAGUAGCAUGGACAUAAGUGGCUCCGGGCCACAGACAAAGUCUGUAGAGCAAGAAUCAGUGCAGGAUACUAAAACCCACCAGCUGAGCGGAGCAGAGUCAUGGCCAGCCAAAGAAGAGCCAUCCGAAGCGAGUCUGGCCAAGAUGCAAGGCAGUUGUGAUGGAGAAGAGAAGCGCGACCAGUCCAAAGAGGAGCCACUCAUAAUAAAGCCACAGGAAGCGCUAGAGCCGUUGGUGAACGUGGAAUUUGUGAAGAACGACUCAUACGAGAAAGGCACAGACUUGAUGGUGGUUAACGUCUACAUGAAGGGCAUCUGCAGGAGCACAGCUCGUGUCAUUUUCAGGGAGCAGGACUUCACUCUCAUCUUCCAGACAAGUGAUGCUAAUUUUCUUCGGCUUCACCCAGACUACGGACCAAACACAAUCUUCAAGUGGCAAGUGAAACUCAGGAACCUGAUACAGCCUGAGCUGUGCAGCUACUCCUUACGAGUGGACGUGACCCUGAAGAAGAGACACAGCCAACGCUGGGAAGGUCUAGAGGCCCCUGCCACACAAGGUGCAGUGGGUGGCGCCAAGGUGGCUGUGCCCUCGAGCCCCGCCUGUAUGGAAAAGAGCCAACCAGGCAGCAGCCAGCACAGCCUACCAGCCAAGGAGGAGCCUCCCAGGGUUGGUGAGGAGAAACCGAAGGCCCCCAAAGCGCCACCCAGAGUAGAGGACAGCGGUCUGGAAACUGUGGCACCUCGUACCGUCUCGGACCAUGUCACCAUCACCAAGCCAGAGCCCACUGUAACGGCGCCUAAGCCGACUUGCAUGGUGCAGCCUAUGACCCAUGCACCUCCAGCUAGCAAUGAGCACCAUGAAGAAGAAGAGGAGAAGAAGGUGUGCUUGCCCGGUUUCACAGGAUUGGUCAACCUCGGGAAUACUUGCUUCAUGAACAGCGUCAUCCAAUCCCUGUCCAACACCAGAGAGCUCAGGGAUUACUUUCAUGAUCGAGGAUUUGAAGCAGAAAUUAACUGCAGUAAUCCGCUAGGAACAGGAGGCAGGCUAGCCAUUGGCUUUGCUGUGUUGCUUCGGGCACUGUGGAAAGGCACGCACCAUGCCUUCCAACCCUCAAAGUUGAAGGCAAUUGUGGCCAGUAAAGCCAGUCAGUUCACUGGCUAUGCCCAGCAUGAUGCCCAGGAGUUCAUGGCCUUUUUGCUUGACGGCCUCCAUGAGGACUUGAACCGCAUUCAGAAUAAACCAUACACGGAGACGGUGGACUCUGACGGUCGCUUGGAUGAGGUAGUGGCAGAGGAGGCGUGGCAGAGGCACAAGAUGAGAAAUGACUCAUUCAUCGUGGAUCUCUUCCAAGGCCAGUUCAAAUCCAAGCUUGUUUGCCCCACAUGUUCCAAGGUGUCUAUAACCUUUGACCCCUUCCUCUACCUGCCAGUCCCUUUGCCACAGAAACAAAAGGUGCUGUCUGUUUUUUACUUUGCCAAGGAGCCGCAUAAAAAACCCAUAAAGUUUUUGGUGAGUGUGAGCAAGGAGAACUCCAGCACUGCAGAAGUCCUUGAAUCCAUCUCCAGGAGUGUUAGAGUCAAGCCUGAGAACCUCCGACUGGCAGAGGUGGCAAAGAACAGCUUCCAGCGCAUGUUUCUACCCUCCCAUUCACUCGACACUGUGUCGUCCUCGGACAUGUUGUUCUGCUUUGAGGUGCUUUCCAAAGAUAUGGCCAAGGAGAGAGUUUUUUUGCUUCGAGUGCAGCAGAGACUGCAAGUCCCUAAUAUCCCCAUCUCAAAGUGUGCCUCCUGCCUUAAACCCCCAGUGUCUGAGGAAGACAAGCUGAAGCGAUGUACUCGCUGCUAUCGCGCAGGCUACUGCAAUCAACAGUGUCAGAGGACCCAUUGGCCCAAUCACAAAGGUGUGUGUCGACCCAACACUGAAAAUGUGGGUCUGCCUUUCCUGGUUAGUGUACCAGAGUCCCGACUAUCCUACAGCCGCCUCACUCAACUCCUGCAUGGUUACUCCAGGUUUUCCGUCAACGUAUUCCAGCCUCCUUUCCAGUCAGGCAGGACAUCCCCCGAACCAUCUCCCAUACUCCUGAUGCCACCGGCAGGCUCUCUGUGUUCAGGAGAUGAAGCCACGGGUAGUAGUAGUAAUGUUACUGUAGAAGCAAGUGACUGUGGACCCAACUGUGGCACUCCAUUGCUGGACUCCCCGACAGAGCACAUACGAACCUCACCUCUCACCUAUGGGGACACUGCUUCCCUUGCUUCCUCCAAGACUUCUCUCUCAACAACACAGACGUCAGACUCUGGAUUCUCUGAGUCCAUCUCCUCUACUUCCUGCUGCUCUCUGGACACCCAUGUGGAAAAAGAAACAUCUUGUGAGAAGGCAGUACGGCCCGAAGCUGCAGUAACAGGGUAUCAGCAACCCAAUGAGACAUCUUCAGGGCAUGCUGGUCAGUUCUACAUAGCUGUGCUGGAUUCAAACAACAAGGAGCAAAGGCUGGAUGAAAAAGAAGACAUGCAGGUCGACCUUCCGGAAGACGCAACGCUGGACCUAGUGUGGAAGAACAACGAGCGACUGAAGGAGUAUGUCCUGGUGAGCUCCAAGGAUCUGGAGUACGAGGAGGAUCCAGGAUCUCUGAGCGAGACUGCCCGAGCAGGACAUUUCACCCUGGAGCAGUGUCUCAACCUCUUCACCAAGCCAGAGGUGCUGGCUCCAGAAGAGGCAUGGUACUGUCCAAAGUGCCAACAGCACCGUGAGGCCUCCAAGCAGCUGCUGCUGUGGCGUCUUCCCAACAUUUUGAUCAUCCAGCUCAAACGCUUCAGCUUUAGGAACUUCAUCUGGAGGGACAAGAUCAACGACAUGGUGGACUUUCCUGUCAGGAAUCUAGAUCUGAGUAAGUUCUGCAUUGGCCAGAAGGAUGAAGUGCAGCAGCCACCUAUCUAUGACUUGUAUGCGGUCAUCAACCACUACGGGGGGAUGAUUGGUGGCCACUACACUGCCUAUGCUCGACUGCCAAGUGACAAAAACAGCCAGCGCAGUGAUGUUGGCUGGCGUCUGUUUGACGACAGCACCGUCACAAUGGUGGAGGAGAGCCAGGUGGUGACGCGCUAUGCCUACGUCCUUUUCUACCGACGACGGAAUUCGCCUGUGGAGAGGCCGCCACGCUUCCUCAGGCCAGUCGGAGCAGAGUCCCCAACUUCCAUGGGAGCUACUGCCAGUCAGGCUUCUCUAAUAUGGCGGGAACUGGAGGAAGAAGAGGAAGAGGGGCUUGAUGAAGGCCCUCAUGGAGUAUUCCGCUCUGGUCUGCGGCGGCGGCAGCAACAACAACAAAUGCACAGGACAAGAGAUGAGGAAAAUGAAGACGGAGGAACGGCAGGGUGGCGCAGUCAUCGCAGUCCUGACGACGACCGUGUGCGAUAUUUUGUCUUGGGCACCCUGGCCGCCGUAUUUGCCCUCUUGGUCAAUUUGCUGUAUCCUCUUCUUUACAAAGCAAAGUGGGCCUGACCUGCACCAAUCAUUGGGUUGAAAGCUUGCUUGCUUUUUACAUCAAACAAAGAAGUGAAGUAAACCGUUUAAAUUCUGACCCUCGAAACUCUGUUUUCAAGCUAACAUUUCCAAGAAGAUAUCAUACGACAGUUGAACAAGAAUCCAGGACCUGAACUUGACAUCAGCAGAUCUCGCCGUUUUUUUUUUUUGUUGUUGUCUUUUGUCUACGUCUGUGCCCUUUCACAAUGUUCAUGAUGAGCCAAAAUCCAUCUUUCCACCUCAUGGUGCAGGGUGGAGCUAAAAGGUCCAUCUCUACUGCAUCACUGAAACAGAAUUCCAACAAAUCACCUCCUGACUCGAUGGUUGACUUUCGAGGGGUCACAGUACUGUACUCUUCAGAGUGAAUUGUUAGUCUAUCCCUACUGAGAUGGUUCACAAGUCAACCCUUUAAUCACUCAGGGAGAACAUUUAGUGCAUUUGCAUUUUUAACAUUUGCAGGUUAUAUCACACUUAAUCAGAAUGUUUCACUUCUAUAUAUUGGAGUUAAAUCAAAGUGUUACUGGUGUAUGCAAGUCGAAUGUAGUUCAGCAGAAACAUAAGAAAUUGAGGAUUCUAGUAGAAAAUGAAUGUUUUGGGCAGGUUUUGUCCAAACCAAAGUAGGAGGCCCAAAAUGGGUUGUGCAUUUGUUUUUAUUGUUUUUAAAGCUUAUUUUGUUGAUUAUGGAGUGCGCACUAGGGGUGUAACGGGUCACAUGGAUGUAUUGAACCGUUUCGGUUCUGCGUGUUCGGUUCGGUCCACUUGCGUACCGUUUCGGUUAUAUUUAAUGCUAUUUUUCUCAUUAAAUGUAUUACUAGAGUGAUCUAAGUGCUUCACGUGGAACUAAAAUCCUGUGCGAGUUUCCGCACAGAAGCCUCUGAGUGUCGGACACUACUGACUGAGGGGGAAGAACGCUAGUAACUCGCAGGCGUGACAAAUGGCAUCAUGUCAAAUGCAAGCGAGAAGCCUGAGCCGGAAGACCCUCCCAUCUCACUAUGGUCUCCUUUUUCGGAAUCAUUUGGCUUCCCUGUUAAAAUUACGGAUGGACAAAGGCAAGUGAAUAAAUCAAAAGUUGUGUGUUGACAUUGUUCCACAGAUAUCGGGUAUGCUGCAGGAAACACGUUCUUGAGAGUGCUGGAUUUAAGUACAGUCAUGGAACAAAUGAUUAGCCCACCCUUGUUUCUUCAGUUUCUUGUUCAUUUUAAUGCCUGAUACAACUAAAGGUACCUUUUGUUUGGACAAAUAUGACAGUGACAACAAAAAUAGCUCACAAAAUUUUAAUUUUUUUGGCAGUACAAGAAAACCAUGGAAGUUGCUAGAUAUCAGCUCUUAAAUUAAACUCUUGUGAGCUAUAUUUGUCGUCAUAUUUGUCCAAACAAAUGUACCUUUAGUUGUACCAGGUAUUAAAAUGGAUCAAUAAAAUGAAGAAACAAGGGUGGUCUAACCCUUUUUUCCAUGUCUAUAAUGAUUAAAGUUCUUGAACCUCGCUACGAAAUACCAUCACGUCCUCACUUUAGCCAGAAAGUUAUACCAGCACUUUAUGAAAACGCUUCAAAGUGAUGUCGCCAACGAGCUAUCACGUGUCUGCUAUUUCACUUACGACAGAUGGUUAGACUUCACGCACAACAGAGAUAUUUAACUGCAACUGUGCAUUACAUUUUGCCACAAUGUUAAAAUAAUUGUUUAAGUACAACUCUUUAUUUUAUUAUUAUUUUUCUAUUUAAAAAAAAAAAAACUCUGUCUAAUUUAUUCGAAAUAUCACCCAAAUGGAUCGCUUUUAUGUACCGGUAUUUUAAAAAAAGUUCUGUUUGCAUUUUUUUUUUUUAAUAGCAUUUUAAGUAUUUUUUUUUCUGCCUUUCGUACUGAAAAGUAACCGAACUGAGCACGUAAAAAAACUAAACCGAACUGAAAUUACAUUACACCCCUAGUGCGAACAUGUUUUUUUUCGCAAAUCGUUUGAUGGAAUAAAUGCAGGUCUGUGUUUGUUAUUGUUAGUUUAUGUGCAGUAUACUUAUUGUACAUGAUAUCUUGGGCUAAAAAUGGCCUUCUUUAAACUUCAGAUGUGUUUAAUGUUCACAAGCGACCUAUUGGAAAUGUUUUAUAGUAGAGGUUUUCUAAAUGUGGCACAGUUAGCUCCCAUCAGAAUAUAAUAUGAUCCCCCCCUUGCUAGAGCAUAUUUUGUUUUCUGCUUACACUAAACUGUCACUAAUGUCUCUCUGUAAGAACUAAAACUCAGUUCAUUUUAUCUUUAAACAUAAGUUAAAGCCAAGUUAAAUUAUGAGGGUUUUUUUUUUAAUUGUU
This is a messenger RNA of Dunckerocampus dactyliophorus (ringed pipefish), 7507 nucleotides long. RefSeq names its product ubiquitin carboxyl-terminal hydrolase 19-like. Lineage: Eukaryota; Metazoa; Chordata; Actinopteri; Syngnathiformes; Syngnathidae. Gene Ontology annotation, biological process: protein deubiquitination. The record is from RefSeq and is a predicted model, not a curated record. Gene Ontology annotation, molecular function: cysteine-type deubiquitinase activity.